Messenger RNA from Larimichthys crocea (large yellow croaker), 5396 nucleotides. RefSeq names its product centrosomal protein 120 (gene cep120). The coding region runs from base 198 to 3209 and encodes 1003 amino acids. The transcript is spliced from 20 exons. Gene Ontology annotation, cellular component: centrosome. Gene Ontology annotation, biological process: positive regulation of centriole elongation; interkinetic nuclear migration. The record is from RefSeq and is a predicted model, not a curated record. Lineage: Eukaryota; Metazoa; Chordata; Actinopteri; Sciaenidae.
UGUCUUCGCCAUCCCUUCCGCUUUUAAAACAAAAUGGGUGGCGCCAAAGCUUGACAACAAAGCGGUUGUUUGCUGCCUGCAACCGUCAGACAGCCACAGAGUAAACACAGUCUCUACUGUGAACAACUUUUAUACCCACAAGUCACACCGAGGUGUCAAACAGGAGCUUGGCAGUUUGAAAGCUGUCAAAUGUCACCAUGGCUUCGAAGACAGACCAACUUCUGAUCGUUGUGUCCAUCCUGGAAGGCCGCCACUUCCCAAAGAGUCCCCGGCUCAGUCUAGUGGUGCAGGCGAGCUUUGACGGUGAACAGCUGGCCACAGACCCAGUGGAGCACAGAGAUCAGCCACAGUUCAGCACAGAGCUCGCCUGGGAGCUCGACCGCAGGACGCUGCACCAACACAGACUGCAGAGAACUCCCAUCAAGCUUCAGUGUUUUGCUAUUGACUCUGUGAAUAAGAUGAGAGAGAGUGUUGGCUACAUUGUCCUGGAUCUCCGAUCUGUACAAGAGGUCAAACAGGAGCCUCGCUGGUAUCCGUUGCUGAGCAGUAAAUAUACCAAACAGAGACCAGCCCUCCUUCUCAGCAUGGUGCUGGAGAACGACACCAAGUCCUCUGAACCCUCUCCUGAUAGGUUCAAAGCCAAAAAGGCCCCGCCCCGGAAAGGUUCUCCUGCAGUUACUGACCUGCUCCCAGAGAACCUGGAGGCAACACUGAUCCCAGACCAGGGUUAUCAUCAAGUCGGACCUGCAGAUCACUGCCGUGACAUGUUCAUUCUGUCUGUUACUGUGGCUUUUGCUACCAAACUAGAACAGCUGAUCCCCAGUACUAUGAAACUGUCAGCAGAAGGGUCAGAGUUCUUCUUCUACUACUCUUUACUGAGCAACGACAUCACCAGUGAGCCUUUCCACAACCUGUUGAGCCCUGACUUCGAGCCGGAGCGUGCCUCUGUGCGCAUCCGCAGCAGCAAGCAGAUCCUCCAAACCUUUUUGUCUCAACAGCCCAGUUUACAGAUCCACCUGUGCUGUGGGAAUCACUCUCUGGGCAGCACAGAUGUUUCUCUCUCUGCUCUGGCUGCUGUUUCUGUGGAUCUGGAGAGCAAAGCAGCGACGGUGGAGGGUGCAUUUGUACUCCAACCUCCUAAACGCAUCAAAAAGACUCUGCCGACUCUACCCGCCGACCUACAGCCAACUGUAGGAGUGGCUGUUACUUUGCGGAGGGAAGAGGUCACACCACAGUCUGUAGGGAUUAAAGAAGCCAGUGGACCUCAGACACAGUCCUAUCCUCGGUCUUCUGUCCCUUUCUCUGUUCCUCCUGUUGAACAGAGACCUGAAAGCUCAUCUCCAGUCCGAAAACCUCCCGACUCUUCUCCUGAUCAUCUUCUUCCCCCUCCUUCCUCUCAUACAGAGAGUGAAGCAGAGAGUCUGCUGGAAGAGCUUCAACACAGUAAAAAGCAAGCAGGACAGGCAGCUGCAGAUUUGGAAGUUCCUGUGCAGGUGCAGAUUCAGACUGAACCUACAGCAGAGGGUGUAGCAUCAUCUGUCAGUGUCUCUGCUCCUAAAGUGUCCAUCCCAUCCUCCGCCCAUCACUACUGCUUCUCUCUGGACCUGCGCAGCCUAGGAAGCCUCAGCCUAACGCACCCCAUUGCUGCUAUGCUCAGGUAUUCGUAUCAAUUCUUUGGCAGUCCAGCUCCCAUCAUGACCAACCCUCCUGUGGAGGUGCAGAGGAACAUGGAGGUGUCUCUGCCUCAGUCCUACUGCGCCUUUGACUUUGCCGCUCUGCCACAACAACUACAGGACACUUUCCUGAGAGUUCCUCUGGUGGUGGAGGUUUGGCACAGAGACUCCACCAGCAGAGACCAGCUGAUAGGACGAGCCUCAAUCCAGCUGUCUCACCUGCUGAGCUCUGAGAGGAGCAGAUUACUGGCAUCAACGGGAGAGCAGAGCUGGAGACAAACUCAUCAGGACCAGAUCCCUGUGGUCAAAACACACCGCCCCAGUGAAAAAGUGGCAGAGCUGAGCUAUGUGGCAACACUGGAGGACCUGGGACUGGUCAAAGCCAGAGAAGUCAUCGUGUCUGAGUCUUCACAGACUGAACCUGCAGUCCCCAAACAGCUGCCCUCCCAUCCUGCAGCACCCAGACCUGCUGCUUCCAGCCUGACCUGCGGCACCUCACUGGGCCCCACGGCUCCAGCUGCCCCCAGGGACACCCUGGAGUACCGUACAGCCCUGGAGCUGGAGCUGUGGAAGGAGGAGCAGGAGGAUCUGUUUGAUGAUCAGUUAAGGAAGAAGGAGCUGAGCCACAUGCAGGCUCUGGCAGAGGAGUGGAAGAGAAGAGACAGAGAGAGAGAAGCUCUGGUCAACAAGAAGGAGGUGGAGUACAAUAUGUUGGAGGAGCAGCUUCAGAAGACUCUGUCGGAUCUCGAGAAAAGAGAGAAACAGCUGGCUGAGGCCGAGCUGGAGACCCAGAGACUGCAGAGGGAUCUGCGGGCAGAGCACAGUCUGACCCAGAGGGAGCUGCAGGAGAGCAGCAGGAGGCUGCAGCAGGAUUGUGAUCACCGGGUCGCGCUGGAGAGAGACAAAGUCCGGCUGAUGGAGGAGGAAAGAGCCCGGCUGCUGCAGCAGAUUGCGGAUGGGGAGUCUCGGUACAAGCAGCUGGAGAAAGAGUUCCAGCUCUACAGAGAACAACAGAACAUCAGACCUGAGUUCAGACUGCAGUCAGAGAUCAACCUUCUGACUCUUGAGAAGGUGGAGCUGGAGAGGAAGCUGGAGUCCACCACCAAGUCCAAGCUGCACUACAAGCAGCAGUGGGGGCGAGCCUUAAAAGAGUUGGCCAGGUUCAAACAGCGGGAGCAGGAAAAUGCCAUGACGCGUUUGAAGAAGCAGCAGGCGGAGCUUGAGGCCAUGAGGCUGCGUUACCUAGCAACGGAGCAGAAAGAGGCAGUCCAGCAGGAGAGACAGGAGCUAGACAACAUCAGGAACGAACUCAACAGAUUAAAACAGCAGGAAGAGGACAGAUUAGGCCCAGCCUCAUCCCUGAGUGGCCCUGCCCCCCCUCAGAGUGUGAAUGAGAGCGCUGACGAACACCUGAGUCGCCUGUUGGAGGAGAGAGACACUCUGCUGAGGACCGGAGUCUACACCCAUGAUGACCGGAUCAUCGCUGAGCUGAAUAGACAGAUACAGGAUGCCAUGAGAGACAGAGGGAAUCUCUGACAUCUGCUGGAACUGACCAAUCAGAGACAGUUACACCUGAGACUGCAGGUAAACAGCUGUCAGCAGCAGGUUCAUUUCAAGUCAUUAUUUAUCCUCUCAGACUGCAUUUAGACAAAAAUGCCCAGUGCCAAAUCUUUGUAUGUUUGCAUCCAGAACUUCAUUCCCUUCAGAUUUUGCUGUUGCUGUUUGACUGCUCCAUGUUAGUCUUUAAAGUCUUUAAACCACUUCAGGAGGUCUGACACAAUCAUGUAAGUGUUUUUGUGUGUAAACAAAACCUCUGAGACUUUCCACUUUAUCAGCUCUUACAUUUGGUACAAUUGUUUAAUCUGUGCACAAACACAGGUGUUAAAACAUUUUGAAGGAAAGUUAUGUGCUUAUAUAUUUCUUCUGUGUGCCAACAAAUGAGAUCCAUGUUAAAGGAGUAGUGUGUAGGAUUUAGAAGCAUCUAAUGGUGUAGUUGCUCAUUGCAGACACCUUGCCUUAUCCUCAUCUUCAUGGUCUGGAAACAAUAAAUUCUUCUUUCAAUUUUUGCCAUAUUCUGUAAAUAGAGCCCUCUAAAUCUGACACACUGAACCUUUUAAUUAGUAAGCUUUAGAGUUGUUCAUAGGUGUAUUUUUCACCCAUUUUCUGUGCGAAGUGUUUCUUUAACACUUAUCAGACAAGUCAAAAUUAUAGCAGAGUAUACCAUUAAAUAACAAUGCUUAGUAAAAUAAUAAUAAAAAAUGAAGCUUUUACUUUAACCUCCAAACAGUCAGUGAAAUAACUUUUGGUUUUGUUCUUUACCAGCAAUAUGUUGGUUAAAUAAACUACAACAUCAUUUAGUUUCCUCUUCUAUUUUUCUUUCGCUAGCCAAUUUAGCUUUUUUUUGGGUCUUGCCACACAUUACUUCUGUUUUCCAUGCUUCGUGCUUAUAUAACAGAGCUUUAGAUUUCUGUUACUCUUAUAUUAUUUAUUCAUUAGUUAUUUAUUGAUGUAUUCAGCUGUAUUUUGACAUCUUACUUCAUUCUGUCAGUUUCAAAACUGGGAAACCUGGUGAUAUCUAAAUGUUUUCCAGAUGAAGUUAUGUUGCAUACAGAUUAAGAGUUUUAAUUCUGAAUGCUGGUUGUUUAUUUGUGUAUUUCUGUUGUGUUUGUGUGCUGAAGUGAUUUCUUUUCUUCUCUCGCUCUGUGUGUUUCAGUGUAGUUUUAUGUUUGUUAUGUGCUGUAAUAUUUUUAAUAAUUCUCAGUCAGCAUUCUUUAAAGUAAAACUUUGAAGGAAAAUGUCCUCCUGUCCAUACAGGUCCUGGAAUGAUUCCUUUGAAUGUGAUUCCUAUGUGAAAAAUUUGAGACCAAAUCCAAAACCACCCUGUUCUGUGCAAACAUGACCUUUUAAAGUUUAGUUAACUAAUGAGAUAAAUAAAGUGGGGAUUCUUCAAAAUUGCAAAAUCCACUAGGUAUGGAGAGGAGCAGUGAUUAAGAACCACAUGUGGUCAUUUGGAAACGUGAAACUUUUGUUUAAAGUAACAUUCCCCUGGUUUUGUAUGUGAUGAACAGUUUUAUCACUACCAAAACCAGUUGUGUGGUCCUUUUUUAAUAUGAUUGUUUGAGCAUCGUACAAGUCAUAUCUGAAGCAUUAUUGAACCUGAAGUGACAUAUUUCAAAUCUGAAGAAAAAAGAGGAAAUAAAAUGUUACUAAGUUAUUAGAAGUUGUGUUGAUGAGUUGGUGUGUGUUCUGAUGAGGGUUUUUUAUCUGACAGCAGGUGGCGCUGUAGCCUCAGAAAAACCUCCAAACACUCCUCUGACCCAAGAGACUGUGAGACAUUAAUUUAUUUUUUUAUCAUCAGAGACAACUCUGGGGACUGAACUGUGUUUGUCUGUAAUAAAUUAUUUUGGGAUAAAAUCUGCUGUUUUUUUGUUAUUUUAUAAUAAAGAUCUUUAAUAUAUUUCUGCUUAUUUAAAACGAUUAAUGUGCCACAGGAGAGAUGUUUCCACUGAUGAAUAAAUAAAGAAUUUCUUUUCUAAUCCUUUAUCUUUGCUUUGGUUCAAGCAUAACGUAAACACUGAUAUAUUUCAUUUUUAUUCUUGUUUGAAUCAUUUUUAGUAAUUUUGUUUUUUGGGUUCAAAUUAUAACUUCCAACAAAAAGCCGAAUUGUAUUUUAUUUAAAUCAAAGCUCAAAAAAUGUAUUUAAAUCCCGAGCAUGUCUGUUCG